UCAUGUCUCAUGUGAAGAAUAUUAGACUUGAGUCUUGGCAUGAAUCCUGCAUGGGGACUCCUCCCCUAAUUUGUCUGAUGACUGUCAUGAAAUUGAUAAGAUUGUGUACAGGGCUUUCUUAACCCCAGUACAGUGAAUGACAACCGGAUGAUUUAUCUUUUUAACUUUAGAAUUUUAAUAUAUUUGAGAUCCUCCUCCCAGCCUUAAGCACUUUAAUGCACUGUAUUUAAGAUUAAAGCAAGUGCUAUGCUGUUGAUGCUCACUCUUGCAGGUUAUAAAUAUAGUCACAUAUGUGACUCAGUGGGCUUGAGGUUUAUUAAGAGUGGAACGGAAACUAGAUUAGUCAUAUUUUACACACCAGCUGUGGCCUUUUUUCUCUUCUAUUUGCAGUUCAGCCCCUGAGAAGAUGAGAUGGGUGCUUCUAAAUGGCUCAUGUUUUUUGUAUGCAUUUAUUUGACACAGUCUGAAAAUGAAGCCUCAUCCUGGAUAUCCACAUACCCAACCUCAGUUAAAGGUCUCCUUAGCUCAUGUGUGGUGAUUCCUUGCUCAUUUAACUACCCAGAUCAAGGAAAACCACAUGAUUACACUGGGAUUUGGUAUAAUCUGGAUGGUAUAAUUUUUCACUCAAAGGAGCCUCAAAAGAUGUUACAGAAAUAUAAAAAUCGGAUUGUGCUGGUUGGAAAACUUGAAGAAAAGAACUGCUCUCUGAAGAUCGAUACCCUUCAACAAAACGACAUAGGGCCAUUUAAUUUCAGAAUCGAAAUCAAGAACUAUGAAAGUUAUAGCUACAAAAAUAAAGUCUCCAUUUCUGUUAUCAGUAACCCAAAUCCCAUCCAAUUUUCCGUGGCAGAGGACAUAAAGGCGGGACAAAAGGUGUCUGCAUCUUGCUCUGUGUCUCACUCCUGCCCCGCCUCUCCUCCUGCUUUCAAGUGGAGUCACUCUGGAGAGGAGAUUCAUCAGUCCCAACACCUUGGCGAUGCUGAGUGGAACGAAAAAUCUAUUCUGACCUUUCGCCCAACCCAUAUUGACCACAACAAGACUUUACAGUGUACUGUAACAUACAAGGGAGGAAAAAAGCAAGAAAAAUCCAAGAUCCUUCAUGUAAGACAUCCACCAGUGAAUGUAAAGGUUGAGUACAAGUCCAACGUAUCGGAGGGAGAUACUGUGGAUCUGACUUGCUCCAGUGAGGCUCACCCUCCUGUCAGUCGCUAUGAGUGGCACAAUGAAACAGGUGCAAACCUCUCUGAGGGAAACCUGUACGUAGUGUCCAAUGUCUCUAGAAACAUAGGAGCAAUGUACUGUACUGCUAUCAACAACGAGGGACAAGCUAGCUCAAAGUCUGUGCUGCUCAAUGUUCUAUAUGCUCCUGAGGUCAAAACUGAGUUGUCGUGCUUUUCAGAGGGCAACUGGGUGAAGUGUGAGUGUAUUGUGGACUCCAAUCCUCCCAGUACAGUCACUUUUAAGCUUGGUGACAGAAUUCUGCCAGGAGCUAAAAAUGUUCAAGAUGGUUCCUUUAGUCUAAAGGUUCUUUGGAAAGACUUAGAGUCCUACAAGUUUGUGCAGUGUUUGGCUGUCAACAUACAAGGCAGGGCCAACCUCAAACUCUUUUUACCUCAUGACGGUAUAAUGCUUUACAUUUUCAUUGCUAGUGGCGUAGCUGGGUUGUUGUUGAUCAUUUUACUUGCAGUGGGAGUUAUUAAGAAAUGGGGGACAUCUAGAGACACUUCAGGAUUAGGCCAGAAUCCCGCAAUUACACAUAAAGCUUCAGAACCUGCACAGAUGGUCUCAAAAAGGAAAGAGAUCUGUGAUAAUCCACCUUAUUCUGAUAUUUAUCUGAAUGAAAAUAUGUAUGGAAAUGUUGGGUUUGGCUUGGAUGAUCAAAUAUAUGCCAAUGUUUAAGGAAUGGAAGAAUAGCUGCUGUCCGUGCUUUUGCUAGUGUUGAAAAUACCUUGUUUUGAAAUCUGUAUUUAUGAAAAUCCUGAUUAUUUUUAAAGCAUUUGGGUACCAUUCAACUCUCUAAUGUUGUUCAAAGUUGAUGUUAAGUUUAUUGGUUUCUUCUGCUUGCAGCUAAUACCUCUCCAAAUAAGUCUUGUAAAUACACGCUUGAAUAACGACCAUUAAAUUGUUGCAAAAAAUGAACCUUGAA
Molecule: messenger RNA, 2146 nt
Organism: Fundulus heteroclitus (mummichog)
Lineage: Eukaryota; Metazoa; Chordata; Actinopteri; Cyprinodontiformes; Fundulidae
Product: B-cell receptor CD22
Exons: 9
Coding region: 412-1899 (495 amino acids)
Source: RefSeq, a predicted model, not a curated record